AUAAGGCUCCCUCGAUCCUGUUCGGAAACUAAUACUAAAUAAUAGGCGAAUACUACGAAUAACGCGCUUUGCUCGGGUAAGCAUCUCAUACAGGCGGUGAAAAAAGAUGGCUGCCCAGGAAGUGCAGCCGAGUGAGACCAUAGCGAAGCUGAAAUCCGAGUCAGAGACGCUGAAGACGAAGCUGGAGGACGAGCGGGCCAAGCUGCAUGAUGUAGAGCUGCACCAGGUGGCAGAGAAGGUGGAGUCUCUCGGCCAGUUUGUCAUGAAGACGAGGAGAACCCUGAAAGGACACGGCAAUAAAGUGCUUUGCAUGGACUGGUGUAAAGACAAGAGGAGAAUUGUGAGCUCGUCCCAGGAUGGAAAGGUGAUUGUGUGGGAUGCAUUUACAACCAACAAGGAGCAUGCAGUGACCAUGCCAUGUACAUGGGUGAUGGCCUGUGCGUAUGCCCCAUCUGGAUGUGCGGUAGCGUGUGGUGGUCUUGACAACAAGUGUUCUGUGUACCCACUCUCCCUGGAUAAGAACGAGAAUCUGGCAGCGAAGAAGAAGUCCGUGGCAAUGCACACCAAUUACUUGUCUGCCUGCAGCUUCACCAACUCAGACAUGCAGAUCCUGACAUCGAGUGGUGAUGGAACGUGUGCAUUGUGGGAUGUGGAAAGUGGACAGCUGCUCCAGAGUUUCCACGGUCAUGCAGCUGAUGUGCUUUGCCUGGACCUCGCUCCAUCUGAGACCGGCAACACCUUUGUCUCUGGGGGCUGUGAUAAGAAGGCAAAUGUAUGGGACAUGCGCUCCGGACAGUGCAUCCAGUCAUUUGAGACCCACGAGUCAGAUAUUAACAGUGUGCGAUACUAUCCGAGUGGGGACGCAUUUGCCUCUGGCUCAGAUGAUGCGACUUGCCGUCUGUACGACCUGAGGGCCGAUAGAGAAGUGGCCAUUUAUUCCAAAGAGAGCAUCAUAUUUGGAGCUUCCAGUGUAGACUUCUCUCUCAGUGGCAGACUGCUAUUUGGCGGCUACAACGACUACACCAUCAACGUGUGGGACGUCCUAAAGGGGACCCGCGUAUCCAUUUUGUUCGGGCACGAGAACAGAGUCAGUACCCUUCGCGUCUCUCCAGACGGGACAGCGUUCUGCUCGGGGUCCUGGGACCACACUUUACGGGUCUGGGCUUGAACAGCAGCUUGCAUUGCCUGCUAGGUUCUCUCCGGCAUUGACGUCAACAGCGACAUUCACUAGAACAACUAUUAACUUAACGUGUUGGGUUCAUAAGAAAUGCACAGUAGAGUAGAACAGGGUUGAAGAGAGACUGUAGUCUAUACAGACAAGAGCACAAUCUAAUUGUUAAUUAGAUUUUUUAUUUUUUAUUUUAAAUGUAUACAGGACCAAAACUCGUCCGCAAUCACUAGCUCUGUCUGGAAUCAUAUACCACGAGCUGUUUAUACUUAAACAGUAAAUACUUCUCGCUUAUACAUGAAGUGCAUGCAGUUUAUAAAGAAGACUAUAAAUAAUGGGGUAUCAUUCUACUUCACACUCCUUCUCUGGCUACAUAUGUCACCUGAUUCAACUAUGAGUGAAUAAACAGGCAUGUGCUUGUUGGAAUAAGUUCAUAUAUAAAUAGCAGCGAGCAAUUGUGAGGAAGUUUUCAUAUAUUUACAAUUUAAAGUGGCAGUUGCCUGUUUUUUUUUGUUGUUGUUGUUGCUUUUUUUCAUUUUAUUUUAACGAACAUGAACAUACUAUGGACUCAAAUCAUAUAUAAAAUGGCAAGGUAAUACGUGGAAGUAUUAGAUUUCGUCUACGACUACGCUCUUCUUCCAUAGGACACUUCAUAUCCAUCGACUC
Messenger RNA from Ictalurus furcatus (blue catfish), 1834 nucleotides. RefSeq names its product guanine nucleotide binding protein (G protein), beta 5a (gene gnb5a). Gene Ontology annotation, molecular function: signaling receptor complex adaptor activity; protein binding. The record is from RefSeq and is a predicted model, not a curated record. The coding region runs from base 107 to 1168 and encodes 353 amino acids. The transcript has 11 exons. Gene Ontology annotation, biological process: G protein-coupled dopamine receptor signaling pathway; G protein-coupled receptor signaling pathway. Lineage: Eukaryota; Metazoa; Chordata; Actinopteri; Siluriformes; Ictaluridae. Gene Ontology annotation, cellular component: cytoplasm; heterotrimeric G-protein complex.